This is a messenger RNA of Pogoniulus pusillus (Red-fronted tinkerbird), 3928 nucleotides long. RefSeq names its product SH3GL interacting endocytic adaptor 1 (gene SGIP1). Gene Ontology annotation, molecular function: actin filament binding. NCBI's taxonomy places the organism in Eukaryota, Metazoa, Chordata, Aves, Piciformes, Lybiidae. Gene Ontology annotation, cellular component: actin filament; cytoplasm; plasma membrane. The transcript has 25 exons. Gene Ontology annotation, biological process: actin filament polymerization; clathrin-dependent endocytosis. Bases 209 to 2632 code for a protein of 807 amino acids. The record is from RefSeq and is a predicted model, not a curated record.
CGUGGGGCUCGCCUUUGUGCCCCAGGGCGUAGCCUAAUUAGCUGUGCUUGCCUGAUCCCUGUUAAAUAAGGCAGGGUUGGCUCCGGAGUCGCUCCUGGAGCCUGCGUGUUGUGCUGCUGCUCCACCAACGCCCCUGUGCCACGUGGCCUUGGAGAGACCCUACGCAGCAAAAUGCUCCUUGGAAAUUAAGGAAUGCAAUUCUGCCACCAUGAUGGAAGGAUUGAAAAAACGUACAAGGAAGGCGUUUGGAAUACGCAAGAAAGAAAAGGACACUGAUUCCACAGGGUCGCCGGACAGAGAUGGCAUUCCUCCCAGCCCUCAGCCCAAUGAGCCACCUUGCAAUAGCAAACCCGAGAGUGUGCGUGAAGGAGGAAAAAAACCUGCGAAGAAAACAAAUGGAGCUCCAAAUGGAUUUUAUGCAGAGAUUGACUGGGACAGAUAUAAUUCACCUGAGCUGGAUGAGGAGGGGUACAGCAUCCGACCCGAGGAACCAGGCUCUACCAAAGGAAAGCACUUCUACUCGUCCAGUGAGUCUGAAGAGGAAGAGGAGGCACACAAGAAGUUCAACAUUAAGAUCAAACCUCUGCAGGCUAAGGACAUCCUGAAGAGCGCAGCGACGGUGGACGAGCUCAAGGCUUCCAUAGGCAACAUCGCACUUUCUCCAUCCCCUGUGCGACGCAGCCCGGGAACGAUUAAAAGGAACUUAUCCAGUGAGGAGAUUGCACGACCUCGACGCUCCACACCAACGCCAGAUCCUGCCAGCAAGAAAGCCGGGGAGGACCCUGCAGCACUGGCACCGCUCUUCGGGCCCCCCCUGGAGUCGGCAUUUGAGGAGCAGAAGCUGGACGCCACUCUAGAUCAGCCUGAGAUAUGGGGUUCGGUUCAACCCAUCAACCCAAGCGUAGAGUCCCCAAAGCUACCAAGACCUUUUCCAACUGGAACACCUCCACCGCUCCCACCGAAGAACAUCCCGGCCACGCCACCGCGCACUGCCUCUCCUCUCACAGUGGCAUUAGGAGGGGACCAGCCAGCAACAGCAGAGCUCAAAAGGGACAAGCUCCCGUCCAUCAAUGACUUGGACAGCAUUUUUGGCCCCGUGCCGUCCCCCAAGUCUCCCGCUCUUAACGCAGAAGCCAAGUGGGUCAAUUUUUCCGAUCAGUCCCCGGAGAACGCGGCCCCGGAGCUGGCCCGCCGGGAAAAGCCGGCGUCCCCACCGGCGGUCGAUGCUCCUCCAGCAGCCGAGCCCAGCCGCCCGCUCCCCUCGCCGCUCCACCUGGAAGAGGUUCCCAAGAAGGUUUCUGAGCAGCCUCACCUUAAGGAGGAGAACGUGGAGCCGGUCGCCUCUCCCAAAGAUUUUGGGCUGGGACAAAGAGCGACCCCACCUCCCCCUCCACCGCCCACCUACCGCACGGUGGUCUCCUCACCCGGACCGGGCGCCAGCAGCGGCACGGGAAGCACCAGCGGUUCCUCAUCACCGGCUCGCCCUGGCACGCCGCUGGCUGCCUGUGGCACACCACCACCGCCACCCCCCCGGCCUCCAUCCCGGCCCAAGCUGCCCCCAGGCAAGCCCACUGCCGUGGCUGAUGUGUCCAGGCCUUUUAGUCCUCCUAUUCACUCCUCCAGCCCUCCUCCGAUAGCACCUUUAGCCCGUGCUGAAAGUACUUCUUCCAUCUCUUCCACCAACUCCCUGAGCGCAGCCACCACUCCCACCGUUGAAGAUGAUGCUUUAAUUGACAAACUGCCCGCGUUUGAAAGGCGCUGUGAGACGCCUGCAGGCUCAUCAAGGGGACCCAGCCCCCUCACCAUGGGGGCACAGGACACCCUGCCCGUCGCCGCCGCCUUCACCGAGACCGUCAACGCAUACUUCAAAGGGGCUGACCCCAGCAAGUGCAUCGUGAAGAUCACGGGGGAGAUGGUGCUGUCGUUCCCCGCGGGCAUCACCCGACACUUCGCCAACAACCCCAGCCCCGCCGUGCUCACCUUCCGCGUGCUGAACUACAACAGGCUGGAGCACGUCCUGCCAAACCCCCAGCUCCUCUGCUGUGAUAACACGCAGAGUGAUGCCAACACAAAGGAGUUCUGGGUCAACAUGCCAAAUCUGAUGACUCACCUAAAGAAGGUAUCGGAACAGAAACCGCAGGCCACCUAUUACAAUGUGGACAUGCUCAAAUACCAGGUGUCUGCCCAGGGUAUUCAGUCUACUCCAUUAAACCUUGCAGUGAGCUGGCGCUGUGACCCUGCAAGCACUGACCUCCGCAUCGACUACAAAUACAACACAGAGGCAAUGACCGCCCCAGUAGCUCUCAACAACGUCCAGUUCCUCGUCCCUGUUGAUGGAGGAGUAACCAAACUUCAAGCUGUGCUUCCUCCUGCUGUCUGGAAUGCUGAGCAGCAAAGGAUACUGUGGAAGAUCCCUGACAUCUCCCAGAAGUCAGAAAAUGGAGGUGUUGGGUCACUGCUGGCCAGAUUCCAGCUGUCAGAGGGGCCCAGCACCCCAGCCCCCCUGGCCGUGCAGUUCACCAGCGAGGGCAGCACGCUGUCCAGCUGCGACAUUGAGCUCGUUGGCACCGGCUACCGCUUCUCCCUCAUCAAGAAGAGGUUUGCAGCAGGUAAAUACUUGGCUGAUAACUGAUGGAAGCUUAUGCAAGUCAUGGAAAAUAAAUAUGGCAAAAAUCCCCAAGGCCUGCUGUGUGUAGGACGGGUUUUAAUCACACUUUAAGGAAAAAAAAAAACCCAACACAAACCAAACCAACCAAAAGACAAAACCACAAAAGAACUAAAUCCUGCGCUCGGGACGUUUCUGUUGGAAGUGUCAACAACUUUCAGCAGUGUUACUUCAUUUUCUCUUUUUUUUCCUUGAAAAAAACAAAAAGCAACCAACCAACACCAUCUUUGACCAGUCCUUCCAGUAUUUACUUCUAGAUGUUAACCUUGUUAAUGGUUUUAAAAUUGUAAUUAUUGUAUUUGUAAAUGGUACUCAUUCCAGUAAGGCUGUAUUUUGGCAGUUAGGCCCUUGAGUUUAUAGCAUUCUACUACUACUACCAUUCAUGAAAUGGAUGUAAUUUAAACUGUGGUUAUAUCAAAUUUACUAGUAGUACUGUCGAAUGGCACAAUGCUUAACAGAGGUAGAGUAACAUUUUGUCACAUAUAUACAAUUUAAAUACUGGUAGCUGUUAUGAAGGGGGUGCCUCAGAGAACAAAAACGAAAGAGAGAGUUCGGUAGAACCUACUGAUUUACCUUUUGUUUGUCUUUCAGUCCUUAGUAUGUCUUCAUGGUGAUGAAUACAAAGCUCUAUCUUCAGGUUUAGCUGGUUUAACUCCAGGAAAAUAUCAUUGUAAAUGUGGAGGUUCCUAAUCCAGUCCCCUAGCAAAAUACACACAAAAAUACAUCACUUCUACAGAGACAAUUUCCUUCAGAUUUCCAUGGUAAGAAACUUCCAUGCUUCAAAGAUUCAUAGAAUCUUUUGGGUUGGAAGGCACCUUUGAGAUCAUCUAGAUCCAACCUCCCUGCCAUGGUAAAGGACACCUCCCAGUUGCUCAAGGCCUCACCCAACAUGGCCUUGAACACCUCCAGGGAGGGAGCAUCCACAGCCUCCCUGGGCAACCUGUGCCAGUGUCUCACCACCCUCACUGGAAAGAAUUCCUUCCUGAUUGCCACUCUAACAUGGCUGGGUUCCCUUAGAGCCACAGAUGAACCAACCAGGAAUCCCAAUCCAGUCCCACAGGCACUCCACUUUUCCAUCUGUCCUCACAUUUUGCAGAGGUCACAGAAUCCUAGAAUGAUUCGGGUCAAAGGAGACCUUAAAGAGCAUCUACUUUCAACCACAGAGGACAAGAAGCAGGCAAAGAGGCUGGGCAGCAAAUCAGAGCUUACACCACUGCCCAGAAAUGUUUUAUUGCUGGCUUUAAAGAUGCAUUUUCCAAGCAG